Molecule: messenger RNA, 2666 nt
Organism: Drosophila obscura
Lineage: Eukaryota; Metazoa; Arthropoda; Insecta; Diptera; Drosophilidae
Product: putative ATP-dependent RNA helicase DHX57
Exons: 4
Coding region: 135-2666 (843 amino acids)
Cellular component (GO): intracellular anatomical structure
Molecular function (GO): RNA binding; metal ion binding; protein binding
Source: RefSeq, a predicted model, not a curated record
AGAAAACACAGCUGAUGGGGCUGCCAGAUAGUUUCACGUUUUUGUGAAAUUGCCUUUUUAGCGGCCGCCUGCUGGAUUUUAGAUAUUUAGUUGUGAAAUUUUAAUAUUAUUUGAUUUGAGACUUGAGAGCGACCAUGGACGAUUCCUCAAGGCAGCACAUGGAAGACUUCUGCUUCAUGCGGCCACCCAGCGACGUCCGCACCACGUCGGUGGCGGACAACAAAUCACGCAAAACAGAGCUGCAUGUCGUACGGCUGAGCGAUGAGUCCAAGCAGAUGACCAUGGACACCUUACGGACCAUACACGGGCCGGACUUUAAGCUGGAGGACAUCAGUAAGUACAAGGACCGCGGGAGAGGCGGCCACGGUGUCAAGCAUGCCUAUUGGCAGGACCGUGGCACGCUGAUGGUGCAGAGUGUCCAGGGGGUCAGCUCCACCAGAGGCGAUGGCAGCGACGAGGAUCGCCUUCGCCGCUAUGCCCUGCUCAAGCUGGAGUGCUACGGCUUCCAUGCCGCCCACUGCCUCGAGGCCUACCAGCACUGCAGCAACGAUACGGAAGCGGCCCUGCUGCUGCUCUAUAAGCGAUAUAUGCACGUCCCCGAAAAGGAAAAGCUUAACCUUGAGCCACCCAGCGAGCAGGAGCUGCUGGACAUGCGCUCCGAUGAGAAGGAAGCCCUCGAGUCCAUCUACGAUCGGGCCUACGAGGAGCGUGAGUGCAAUCGGGUGUGGAAUCUCAAGUUCAAGAUCGACCACCUACUGGCCCACAGCCCCUCAGAGGUUCGAAAGGCUCGUGAGGCUGCCGCCGCAGCAGCAGCCGCCUCUGUCCAGGCAGCCCUCGACAAGAAGAAGAAGGCGCCGCAGCGGUGUCGCAACUUCGAACGCGAUGGCACCUGUAAAUACGGUCCCAAGUGUCGCUUUGCCAUGCUGCCGGCCCAGCCCGUUCUUCCUUCCACACCAAAGAAAGAUAAUCUGGAUGAGAACGACAACGAGCUGUGGUUCCAUGUGGAGGUGCGCUUUCCACCCGGCAGCCAGUAUCCGUACGAGGCGCCGUUCAUCUACCUAAAGACCACCUGCCACGACAUACCGCACGAGCUGAGGCUACGCUAUGCGCGCCACCUGUACCGCGAGGCGAGGGAUAUCUGCCGCGACGGCAUACCCUGUGUGUACAGCAUCUGUGAUCUGUUGCAGUCCAGCGAAGAUCUGGCCGGCAGGCUGGACACGGCCCGGUUUCCCUCGCCCAAGCGUUCACUCUUCUACAACGAGCCGGAGACGGGCGCCGCGAUCGACAAUGGUGUGGGCGAGCUGACGGUGAAGCCCUCGCACUAUGCCCGUGGUCAGACGUCCCGUUCUGAGGGAGGCUACCAGCGAAACACAGAGGCACAGGCCCGGGAGGAUCGACGGCUGUUGCAACAGUUCGUGGAGCGGCGGAAGGAUGAGCGCUACCAGAAGGUGAUCGAGGGCAGGCGAAAGCUGCCGGCCUUUGCCGAGAUCGAGAGUAUUCUGGCCCUCAUCGAGAGCUCGCCCGUGGUGGUGAUAUCCGGCGAGACGGGCUGCGGCAAGAGCACACAGGUGCCGCAGUUCAUUCUUGAUAAUUGGUUCUUUCGCGCCCUUCAGCUGCAGCCCAAGGAGACCCUGCCCCAUGUCGAGAUCAUCUGCACACAGCCGCGCCGCCUCUCGGCCAUCGGUGUGGCGGAGCGUGUGGCCGCCGAGCGGCUGGACCGGAUUGGCCAGCUGGUGGGCUACCAGAUCCGGCUGGAGAACAAGGUCUCGCAAAGCACCCGCCUCAGCUUCUGCACCACCGGGAUACUGCUGCGGCGGCUCGCCUCUGAUCCGCUCUUGGGCGGCGUCUCCCAUGUGAUUGUCGAUGAGGUGCACGAACGGUCCGAGGAGUCCGACUUCCUGCUGCUCAUCCUCAAGAAUAUACUGCGUGAGCGUAAGGAUCUCAAGGUCAUCCUCAUGUCGGCCACUCUGAAUGCGAGCCUCUUCUCCAACUAUUUUGGCGGGGCGCCCGUGCUGGACAUACCCGGUCGGACGUUUCCCGUGCAGCAACUCUUCCUCGAGGACAUUCUCGAUCUGAACGACUUUGUCAUGGAGUACGACACCAAGUUCUGCCGCAAGCUGAAAAAGUCUGAGCAGGAUGUACUCCAGCGAGAGCUGGAAUACGCCGAUGUCCAGGCAGCGGGCCCGCCACCCGGAAAAAAGAUCAAGGACGAGAAGCUAACCCUGGCCGAGACCUACAGUCGUUAUGCGGAGUUCAGCAAGACCACCUGCAAGAGCAUCUACCUGAUGGAGCCCAUGACCAUCAAUCCGGAACUGAUCGAAUCCGUGCUCAAGUACAUUGUGGAGGGCGCCCAUGAGUGGCCGCGCACGGGCACCAUUCUAAUCUUUCUGCCCGGCAUGCACGAGAUCCAGACGGUGCACGAUGCCCUGCUCGAUCACUCGCUAUUCUCGCCGCGGGCGGGCAAAUUUGUACUGGUGCCGCUUCACUCUGCCUUGUCCGGCGAGGAUCAGGCGCUGGUGUUCAAGCGAGCGCCGGCGGGCAAGCGAAAGAUCGUGCUGAGCACGAACAUAGCCGAGACCUCGGUGACCAUCGACGACUGCGUCUUUGUGGUGGACUGUAAUUUUGUAAUUUGUAAUGCGCAUAUUUGUGGCCCUGCCUGCACAUAA